AUGAAGGAUGACAAAGGAGCUUAGUAUGUGUAUUACAAUCUAGUGACUUCAUCUCACAAAUACAGAAAAGCAUUAGGAGAUAAUAUAGAGUUUGCUUAACUCAAAUAAAUAGAUAAACAGGCCAAUAAAAAUGAGAUCACUGUGGUUAUGAGAUUCUUGCCGGAGAAUUUUAAUAGUGACAAGUUGGAGGCCUUAUAAAACAUCAGAAUUGAAGAGUUGUUUAUAUAUUAAGGAUUAAAGUACGGGAUUUUCAAGACCUCUGAUUAUGAGAUUGCUGGAAACAUCAAGAGGAAAAUAAUUAGUUAUUUCUAAAACAAAAAAUACAAUGACCUUCACAUUACAAUCAAGGCUAAAAAGAAAUCUGCUAAAGAGAAGAUCAAGGCAUUUUUAGAAGAAGAAUCAUACAACCCAAGAUCACAAUUAGAGUAAAAGAUAGGAAUGCCUUUAAGUCCACCUAAGGUACUUCCUCUUGUCGUGAAGGAAAUCGAAUAACCCAAAAUCAAGCCUACAAUUCUGUAACCAACAAUUUGUGCUAUAUAAAUUACUGUUCCUUAGGUUCAACUGAAAUUAAACCUACAAUCAUAGAACAAAGUGAAUAGAAAGUGAUUGCUAGGGCUGUUUAAUUAAAACCUGUUACAUUAACAGUUGAAAGGGAAAGAAGUUUCAAGGAAAAGAUGAUUCAAUAAUAGUAUUAUAUAAAAAAUAUCAAAAUAUGUAUAUUUAAAA
Molecule: messenger RNA, 726 nt
Organism: Paramecium tetraurelia
Lineage: Eukaryota; Ciliophora; Oligohymenophorea; Peniculida; Parameciidae
Exons: 6
Source: RefSeq, a predicted model, not a curated record